AUGAAAAAUUGGCAGUAUGAGGAGUGCAAGCUCUACAGAUCGGGCCCACCCGCCACUAUCGUCGCCAUCGAUGAGGAGAGUCCAAAUGGCACGUUGUUGGUGGAGAACAUGCAGAUCAACGGGCGGGCGGAGGACCCGGACAGGACCAUCUCUCUCUCACUACGUGACAACUACGACCACUGGGUCAUCCUGGACCCAGUCAAACAGCGACUCUAUCUCAACAGCACCGGCAGGGUUCUGGACAGAGAUCCUCCAUCCUACAUCCAAUCUAUCGUGGUGCAGGUCCAGUGCACAAAUGAGCUGGUGGGCACGGUGAUCCUUCAUGAGGUCAGGAUCGUAGUGAGGGACCGCAACGACAAUAUCCCUCGAUUUCAGCAACCACGCUACUAUGUAGCCGUGAAUGAGCUUACCCCUGUUGGCACCACCAUCUUCUCUGGGUUUUCGGGUAACAACGGGGCCAUUGACAUCGAUGACGGACCCAAUGGCCAGAUUGAGUACACCAUUCGCUACAACCAGAACGACCCGAUGGCUAAUAGGACAUUUGAUAUUCCCCUGACCUUGUCUGGUUCUGUGGUACUUCGAGAGAGGCUGAAUUACGAAGAGAGCACACGUUACCUUGUCAUCAUUCAGGCCAAUGACCGCGCUCCGAACCCCAGGGACAGACGCACAGCCACCACCACCCUCACAGUGGAUGUUCUAGACGGGGACGACCUCGGGCCCAUGUUCCUGCCCUGCAGCCUUGUGGACAACACCCACGACUGCAAGCCCCUCACCUACCACGCCGGCAUCCUGGAGCUAGCUGUCCCUGAAAGAGUCAAUCCGGUGAAUGUGACCCCACCUAUUCAGGCAGUGGACCAGGACCGCAACAUCCAGCCUCCAUCGCAACGCCCAGGCAUCCUCUACUCCAUCCUCAUUGGCAAGCCGGAGUCCUACGAUAAGUACUUCUCAUUGAACAGGACCACAGCCGAGCUGUAUCUCCUUCAACCUAUCAACAGAGACCUCUUCCACAAAUUUGACCUGGUCAUUAAGGCUGAACAGGACAAUGGACACCCACUGCCUGCUUUUGCUAAUUUGCACAUCGAGGUGCUUGAUGAGAACAAUCAGGCGCCCUACUUCACGUCGGCAAUCUACCACGGCUUUAUCAGUGAGUCUUCGCCGGUUGGCACCAGCGUCUCCGACAGUGCCAAUCUCACAGCCCCGCUCGUCAUCACCGCCCUUGAUAAUGACAUCGAGGAGACCAGGGACCCGAUGGUGCACAUCUCCCUGGGUGGCUAUGACAACAUCUUCACAGUGACCCCUCAUGGGAUUGGCCGCCACCUGACGCUGCUCAAGCCUGUGGAUCGUGAAGAGCAGCAGAGCUACUUGUUUGCGAUCAUCGCCUCAGAUGGUGUCCAGCAAAGCGAGGCAGUGACCGUCAACAUCACCGUGAUCGACGCCAAUGACAACACACCCACCUUCUCCAACGUCUCCUACAGCGUCAACGUCUACACCAACAUGUUGCCAGGAGACACGGUCAUCAGGCUCACAGCCGUGGAUGCAGAUGAGGGCCCCAAUGGAGAGGUAUCGUACCGCAUCCUAGCCGGCGACCAAGGGGAACACUUUGACAUCGACAAACAGACGGGCGUGAUCACCAUCACGCGCGGCAUCAGCCUGGACGUGGGCCGCAGCUAUGCUCUCACUGUGGAAGCCAUGGACAACGGCCCCAAGCCCCAAAGACGGAGCUCCAUCACUACGGUGUACAUCGAGGUGCUGCCCCCCAACAACCAGAGCCCUCCCAGCUUCCCCCAGCUCCUCUACAGCCUGGAGAUCAGCGAGGCCAUGAGGACCGGGGCCACCCUGCUCAGCAUCCAGGCUACAGAUCGUGAAAAAGACCCCAUUACCUACAACAUCCAGAAAGGCGACCCUAAUGGCACGUUUGGACUGCAAGAGACUGGGCUGCUGCUGCUGGACAAGGCUCUGGACAGGGAGACGAGAGAUCGAUACACGCUGGUCAUCACCGCCUCCGACGGAAAGGCUGAUGGGACCUCCACGACCACAGUGAAUGUCCUGGUGACAGAUGUGAAUGACAAUGACCCCGUCUUUGACCCCUCCUUCCCCCGGAACCUCUCCGUGCUGGAGAACGAGGCCAACGCCUUCGUAGGGCAAGUACACGCGACUGACCUCGAUGCCGGUGCGAAUGGCGAGGUCCACUACAGACUGCUGACCCACAACAGCUUCUUCCGCAUCAACAGCACAGGAGCCAUCAGCACGGUGAACGCGCUGGACCGCGAGGUGAGGGGACAGUACCAGCUGGUGGUGGAGGCGUCCGACGGGGCGUCGGACCCAAGACACACCCGGAUCCCGCUCAUGGUCACCAUCCUUGAUGUGGAUGACAACAGUCCUGUGUUCUCCCAUACGAGCUACGAGGCAACGCUGGCGGAGAACAGUCCUGCAGGCACACUCCUGCUAAAGCUCAGCGCUGUGGAUGCUGACGAGAUCUCCAACAUCACCUACCGCAUCCGCAGUAAGGAGGCCCAGAAGCUGUUCCGCCUGGACCCGGUGACGGGCGAGCUCUGGUCCAGGAACACGCUGGACUAUGAGGCCCUGGCCGCCGGUGCCGACACGCAGACCUUCGAGGUGGAGGCUCUGGACGUCGAAAACAGCAGCAUGCCCCCUGGUCUGGCCACCGUCACCAUCAAGAUAACUGACAUGAAUGACUUCUCUCCAGUGUUUACCCAGCCGCUCUACCAGGGAGUAGUGGCUCCCAACGCCAUCAAGGGGACAGUCAUCACCACCGUGACAGCUGAGGAUGGGGACCCCCCUGAUACCCCAGACAGCCGUAUCCACUACCAGUUUGAUGCCGACAUGUUCCCCUACAGCAGCAGUAUCUUUGGGGUGGAGGAGGAGACGGGCCAGAUCUUCACUAGGGUCAAUCUCAACGAGGAACCCAACACCAAGUUCAGCCUGGUAGUGAUUGCCUCUGAUGGUGGGCAGCCUGCAAAGACCAACAAGACCCUUGUGGAAAUCACCGUUCUCCAGCCCUCAGUCAUACCCAUCUUCACCCAGGCGGAAUACAGGUUUCCUCCCGUGAGUGAGAACGCCCCCAUCGGGAAGGUCGUAGGGGUCAUCAUGGCCGCCGCUGUUAAUCAGACAAUCAUCUACUCCAUCGUGGAGGGCAAUGAAGGAGGGGAGUUUUCCUUGAACAACAAGACGGGUGUGAUCACCACUGCCAAGCGUCUGGACUACGAGAGCAACAGCAGCUACGUGUUGCAGGUGGAGGCCGACUCCCUCCGGGUGAUUUCGUCAAACCUGCGAGCCCCGUCAAAGAUCAACACUGCCCGGGUGUUCAUUGACGUCCAUGAUGAAAACGACCACCCGCCUGUGUUCACCAAGCCCCUCUACCUGGGAGGAGUGACCGAGGAUGCCAAGACCUUCACCCCUGUGCUCCAGGUCCAGGCCGUGGACAAGGACACGGGAAACUACAGUGCCAUGGCGUACCGGCUAAUCGUGCCCCCGGCGGCGGAUGGCAAGGACAGCUUCGUGGUGGAGCCGUACACGGGCCUGAUCAAGUCGGCCAUCAUGUACCGCAACAUGCGCCGCUCCUACUUCAAGUUCCAGGUGGUGGCCACCGACAACUACGGGGAGGGCCUGAGCAGCAGCGCCGAAGUAGUGGUGUCUGUGGUGAACCAGCUGGAUAUGCAGAUUGUCGUCUCCAAUGUGGCGCCAACAGUGGUGGAGCAGAAUAAGGACCAGCUGAUCAGUAUUCUGGAGCGCUAUGUCCAGGACCAGAUCCCGGGGGCCAAGGUGAUCGUGGAGUCCAUCGGGCCUCGUCGCUAUGGAGACGGCUUUGAGCAGGAGGACUACUCCAAGUCGGACCUGAUGGUGUACGCCAUCGACCCGCUGACCAAUCGGGCGCUGUCUCGCCAGGAGCUCUACAAGUUCCUGGACGGCAAGCUGCUGGACAUCAACAAGGAGUUCCAGCCGUAUCUGGGCCGCGGCGGCCGCAUCCUGGAGAUCCGCACCCCGGAGGUGGUGACCAGCGUGAAGAAGGCGGUGCAGUCGGUGGGCUACACGGAGGGGGCCGUGCUCGCCCUGGCCGUCAUCAUCAUCAUCUGCUGCGUGCCCGCCAUCCUCAUCGUCAUCCUCACCUACAAACAAUUUAAAGAGCGUCAGGCUGAAUGUGCAAAGACGGCUCGCAUCCAGAUGUCGCUACCAACAGGCAAACCUGGAGGAGUCACCACCAACAACCUGUAUGAAGAACUAGGGGACGCCACCAUUACCUUCUGGUGUUCCCUGUGGCGUCUUUACCUCUGUUUGUCUCUCAACGGUGUGGUGCUCAUCAACGACCCUCCCAAGUCCAACAGCAACAUCACCUUUGUGUCGGACGAGAACCCCGUGACCACGCACAACCCCAUCUACGCGGACGACGGCACACUCAGCAGCCCCGGCGCCGAGGGCAAGCGCCGCCGCCUCAAGGGGGUGCUGUCGCGCUUCCCCAUGCCCAGGGAGACGCGCUGCGGCCAGGCCUGGACGCUGCCCUCGCGCCUCAGGGGCACCAACGCCUACGAGACGCUACGGAGGAAGGCGCCGCCGGAGUGGUCCAGGGGGAUGAAGAGGAGCAAAGGUCACGACAGGGGCAUGAACGAGCUGGCAGGAAGCGGCGGCACACUUGACGCAGGAACGGUCACGCUCGACAGAGCUGUCACGCUCGACAGAGCUGUCGUCGGAGUCGACAGAGGAGUUGGCGCAGGUGGUGGCGGAGCCAACAGGGGGGGUCAUGCGGCUCAAAGAGCAGGUCACAGGCGAUCCAGCAGAGUCAGUCUCGGAGGGGGCCACAGGCCAGGCGUCGGCAACGAGCCCAAGCUGUCGGUCAAGGAGCAGGCGCGGCAGUUUGAGCAGCAGGCCAUGCAAGACGGGCUCCUGUCGAUAGCGUCCAGGCAGCGUCAGAACCGAGAUGCCCGCGGCUCGCUGGAGUACCUGCUGUCUGCGUUUGACAGGAUGCAGCCCCCUCCCCCGCCUCCCCCUCCGUCCAUGUCCCCGGCGCCGGGUCGGCCGCCGACCAUCGUGGUGGUGCCUCUCGACGGCUCCACGCCGCCUCCCAGCCACAAGCCCACCCCUCCGGCCCUGCGCAGGUUCCGGAGCGGAUUCCCCGACGACCCGGAUUCGGACCUGGACGGGGACAGCGACGACGUGGAGCCCUACACGGUGACCGUGGAGAUCAUCCCCGAUCCGCCCGACAUCCCGGCCCCUAAUCCUCCGCCCACCAGCCCUCCCCCACCUGUCCACACGCCCACCCCUCUUCCUCCUCCUCCUCCUCCUCUUCCGCCUCCACCCUCCCCACCUCCCGGGGCCUACUCCACCCCACCGACCUCCCCGACCCAUAUCGCAGUUUCUCCUCAUCCGCAAGCGCCACCACCUCCGCCGCCACCACCUCCGCCACCUCCUCUCCCGCCUCCUCUCCCACCUCCUGACGUCUCCCCGUCCGUGGGCAGGGUCCCCAGCAUGGCGCUCCCGUUCGUGCUGCCUCCUUUACCCUCCACCGCCUCCCUCCGGCCGGUCUCGCUACGCCCGCCUCCGCCACCCCUCGCCGCGGCCGAGCCCGAGCAGCCGAAGCGCGAGCUCAAGGGCAUCCUGAAGAACAUCAAGAACAUCGCCGACAUCGAGAAGUCGGUGGCCAACAUGUACAGUCAGAUCGACAAGAAGCAGCGGCCGCCCAAGCCGAUGGCUAAGCCAGAGACCAUCGUGGAGUCGACGGCGGAGUCUGCCGCGGAGGCUGGUGCUGGUGUGGAGGCGGAGGCGACUGGUGAGGGAGGAGAGGCGGCACCAGCGGGAGAGGCAGAGGCAACGACGGCAACACCAACACCGACACCGACACCAACAUCCACAACAACGGUGGUAGAGGUCGUGGAACCAGAGAGUGGUAGUGAAGUCGGUAGUGGUGGUAGUGGGGCGGAAGGCGGCGGUGAUAAUUCUGAAGCUGCUGAUGGUGAUUCCGGUGCUGGUAGUGCCGGCGGUGCUGGCGGGUCCGAAGAAACAGGGGAGGACAGAAAGACGGCAUGGGAGGACGCCAAGUCGGCAGGGGAGGACACAAAUUCGGCAGCGGAGGACACAAGGUCGGUGACCUCUCUGAUGCCGCCCCAUAACGCCACCAUGAACUCCAUUGUGCAGGAGCUGGAGAAACGCUUCCCCUCUCAAUCCACCAAUCUUUGA
Engraulis encrasicolus (European anchovy) is the source of this 6189-nucleotide messenger RNA. RefSeq names its product protocadherin-related 15b (gene pcdh15b). The record is from RefSeq and is a predicted model, not a curated record. NCBI's taxonomy places the organism in Eukaryota, Metazoa, Chordata, Actinopteri, Clupeiformes, Engraulidae. Gene Ontology annotation, molecular function: calcium ion binding. The coding region runs from base 1 to 6189 and encodes 2062 amino acids. Gene Ontology annotation, cellular component: plasma membrane; stereocilium; cell-cell junction. The transcript is spliced from 35 exons. Gene Ontology annotation, biological process: homophilic cell-cell adhesion; inner ear development; sensory perception of sound.